Molecule: messenger RNA, 1262 nt
Organism: Agrilus planipennis (emerald ash borer)
Lineage: Eukaryota; Metazoa; Arthropoda; Insecta; Coleoptera; Buprestidae
Product: ATP-dependent RNA helicase DDX54-like
Exons: 7
Coding region: 39-1262 (407 amino acids)
Molecular function (GO): RNA helicase activity; nucleic acid binding; ATP binding
Source: RefSeq, a predicted model, not a curated record
UUGGAAUAUUAGAGGUUAUGUAGGGUUAUGUAGGUUAUAUGUAUAGCUGUCUACAAGAUAGUGAAAAAUUCAUAAAUACCUCUGAAAUGGACAGUGUUUUACCAGGCUUCGAAAAUUUGGAUACGUUUAAAGUUUCCGAAGACCUACAAAAUGAUACGGUUAAAAAAAAAUCUAAGAAAGGUGGAGGAUUUCAAACAAUGGGUUUAAGUUUUAACGUUUUAAAAGGAAUAACAAAACGUGGUUAUAAAGUACCAACACCAAUUCAACGAAAAUCUAUACCGCUCGUAAUGGAAGGACGCGAUGUUGUUGCUAUGGCUCGAACUGGAAGUGGUAAAACAGCAUGUUUCUUAAUUCCUCUCUUUGAAAAACUUAAAAUGCGAAUUGCUAAAGCAGGUGCCAGAGCACUUAUACUUUCACCUACAAGGGAGCUAGUUUUACAAACGUUUAAAUUUAUUAAAGAACUGGGAAAAUUUACUGGAUUAAAAGCAGCAGUUGUCCUAGGAGGAGAUUCAAUGGAAGAACAAUUUUCGUCUAUUCAUGGUAAUCCAGAUGUUAUAGUAGCUACUCCAGGCAGAUUUUUACAUGUCUGCAUAGAGAUGGAUCUAAAAUUAAAAAGUAUUGAAUAUGUUGUAUUUGAUGAAGCAGACAGACUAUUUGAAAUGGGAUUUGGAGAACAGCUUACUGAGAUUGUUAACAGAUUACCAGAUUCGAGACAAACUGUUCUUUUUUCUGCUACACUUCCUAAAGUACUUGUGGAUUUUGCAAAAGCUGGCUUGAGUGAUCCUGUGUUAAUAAGAUUGGAUGUUGAAUCAAAACUACCCACUGAGUUGAAGUUACUAUUUUUAAUUGUACGUCCUGAGGAAAAAGUUGCAGCUCUACUUAUGUUACUGAAAAGUCAUAUUGAUAGUAAACAACAAACAGUUGUUUUUGUUGCAACAAAACACCAUGUUGAAUAUUUACAUUCGAUACUAGAUUAUUGUGGCAUAAGUAACACGUAUAUCUAUUCAAACUUGGAUCCAUCAGCUAGAAAAAUUCACGCAGCAAAAUUUACAACAGGAAAAGUUAAGGUUUUAGUUGUAACAGAUGUUGCUGCUAGAGGAAUUGAUAUACCCCAGCUAGAUAAUGUAAUUAACUUUAACUUUCCUGCAAAAUCAAAACUUUUUGUGCAUCGAGUCGGUCGUUGUGCACGAGCUGGCAGAACCGGAACUGCCUAUUCAUUAGUAACACCAGAUGAGUAUGCAUAUCUUUUAGNUAUAAAGUAA